AUGGCUGUUCUAUCCCAAGUUAUAUCUGGAUUUAUUUCUAGUCUGUCAGUGCGGAGUGUUCUCCUGUCGGUCUUGAUGGUAUGCAUGGCGUCGUAUCUGUGCCGGCAACUCCGAGAUUCUAUCCGUGGUAAAAGCCGAGCCCUUAUACAAGGACCACCAAAACGUCUAAUUGUCGGCAAUACUCUCGAACUGCUGAGCAACCUGCAUAGACUAAAUGAGUACUUCGUGGAUUUAACCAAGCAAUACGGUCGGACCUUCCCGCUUACCUUAUUUGGAAGACCCACCACCCACGUCACAUCCGACCCCGCUGUCAUCGAGCACGUGCUGAAGACCAAUUUCCUCGGUUAUGGGAAGGGCCUGAGAUUCCACAGCAUAUUCGAGUGCCUACUGGGUGAUGGGUAA
Messenger RNA from Sphaeroforma arctica JP610, 402 nucleotides. RefSeq lists its product as hypothetical. The record is from RefSeq and is a predicted model, not a curated record. The coding region runs from base 1 to 402 and encodes 133 amino acids. The transcript has 3 exons. NCBI's taxonomy places the organism in Eukaryota, Ichthyosporea, Ichthyophonida. Gene Ontology annotation, molecular function: heme binding; oxidoreductase activity, acting on paired donors, with incorporation or reduction of molecular oxygen; monooxygenase activity.